Pimephales promelas (fathead minnow) is the source of this 2685-nucleotide messenger RNA. RefSeq names its product cytochrome P450 family 19 subfamily A member 1a (gene cyp19a1a). Gene Ontology annotation, molecular function: iron ion binding; aromatase activity; heme binding. The record is from RefSeq and is a predicted model, not a curated record. Gene Ontology annotation, cellular component: endoplasmic reticulum. Gene Ontology annotation, biological process: female gonad development; response to estradiol. NCBI's taxonomy places the organism in Eukaryota, Metazoa, Chordata, Actinopteri, Cypriniformes, Leuciscidae.
UUAUUUUUAUAAGUUUUUAUCCUGGCUUCGCUGAAUCCUGCAAAGUGUCCUUCUUUUGUUAUGACCAGUAUAGCUAAGUGGUUGCUUACUGAACAAAAGUGCCCGUCCAUUGAUAUUCUGUUGUAUGUUCCACCAUUGGAAAAUUGUAGUUUGUUUGCUAAGAAAAGGGGCAUUGGGUUUAUUUGAGUCGUAUGCUUGUUGUCCAGCACCAUCAACACCAUCAAUAAAAAUUGCCCCUUUUUGCAGCCUGUAGAAUGACUGAAGGUCAUGCCACAGAUGUCUCAUAUCUCUCAUAGUCUUUGAUGUCUUAAUAAAAAUUCAGAGAUGAGUUUGGCACAGCUGAGGGUUCGAGUGUCAUGAUAAUGUUUUGGAAACUCAAACCUCAAGGACACGAGGAUCACACAAGGUUACGCUGAGUUUUUAUUUUGACUUUUGAAUUAUCCUGAUCCAAUCCCAUGCAACCGCUCAGAUAUAAAAGUGUAUGUCUGCAGUUGUGGUGCUUCAGACUCGAAGAGGCUGUGAUUUCCCAUCCGUUCUUAUGGCAGCAGAACUGCUCCAGCCCUGUGGAAUGAAGCCGGUGCGUCUUGGCGAGGCUGCGGUUGACUUUCUGGUCGAAGGGGUCCAUAAUAGCACUGAAGGAGCUCAAGACAACGUGUGUGGAGCCACGGCCACACUGCUGCUGCUGUUACUUUGCCUUCUGCUGGCCAUCAGACACCAUCGGCCAGAGAAAUCUCAUGUGCCGGGUCCUUGUUUCUACCUGGGUCUGGGUCCUUUUCUCUCUUACUGUCGGUUCAUCUGGUCUGGGAUCGGGACUGCCAGCAACUACUACAACAGCAAAUAUGGAGACAUUGUGCGGGUCUGGAUCAACGGCGAGGAAACUCUCAUCUUGAGCAGGUCAUCUGCUGUGUGUCAUGUGUUGAGGAGAUCUCUGUACACCUCACGCUUUGGGAGCAAACUAGGUCUGCAGUGUAUUGGGAUGCAUGAACAGGGCAUCAUAUUCAACUCAAAUGUGGUGCUCUGGAAAAAAAUCCGCACCUUUUAUGCUAAAGCUCUAACAGGUCCAGGGCUUCAGAGAACUUUAGAGAUUUGCACCACUUCCACAACCACACACCUGGAUGACCUGUCCCACCUGACGGAUGCUCGGGGACAAGUGGACAUUCUCAACUUGCUGCGGUGCAUUGUGGUGGACAUUUCCAACAGACUGUUUCUAGGAGUCCCUCUCAAUGAGCGUGAUCUGCUUCAGAAGAUUCAGAAAUAUUUUGACACCUGGCAGACAGUAUUAAUCAAACCUGACGUGUACUUCAGACUGGACUGGCUGCACAAGAAGCACAAGAGAGAAGCUCAGGAGUUACAGGAAACCAUCACGACUCUGAUCGAGCAGAAGAAAGUUCAGCUGACACAUGCAGAAAAACUCGACCAGCUCGACUUCACAGCAGAGUUGAUAUUCGCUCAGAGCCACGGAGAGCUGAGCGCUGAGAACGUCAGACAGUGUGUUUUGGAGAUGUUGAUCGCGGCUCCAGAUACUCUCUCGAUCAGUCUGUUCUUCAUGUUGCUGUUACUCAAACAGAAUCCGGACGUCGAGUUGAAGAUCCUGCAGGAAAUGGAAACUGUUUUAGCUGGUCGGAGCCUGCAGCACUCGCAUCUGUCCAGGUUAAACAUUCUGGAGAGUUUUAUCAACGAGUCUCUCCGGUUCCACCCGGUCGUGGACUUCACCAUGCGCCGGGCGCUGGACGAUGAUGUCAUCGAGGGCUACAAAGUGAAGAAAGGAACAAACAUCAUAUUAAACGUGGGUCGAAUGCACCGAUCUGAUUUCUUCCCUAAACCGAAUGAGUUCAGUCUCGACAACUUCCAGAAGAAGGUGCCGAGUCGUUUCUUUCAGCCGUUUGGAUCAGGCCCGCGGUCGUGUGUGGGAAAACACAUCGCUAUGGUGAUGAUGAAGUCCGUUCUUGUGACGCUGUUGUCUCGUUUCUCCGUGUGUCCUGUGAAGGACUGUACCGUAGAAACCAUCCCGCAAACCAAUAACUUGUCUCAGCAGCCGGUGGAGGAGCCGUCAAGCCUCGGCGUGCAGCUCAUCCUGAGGAACACUGCCUGAUUCACCUCCGUCAUAUGCUAUGUGCAUAAGGCAUGGCAAAAACACUUCUGGUUCCCCAAAUGAACCUUUCAGUGAACAGUUCUUAAAAGAAACAUUUUCAAAAAGUUUGAAGAACAUUUAAAAAAAUCUAAAGAACCUUAAUUUUAAUUAUAAACAACCUAUUGUAUAUUGGAAAAAUUCAAUGUAUGUUAAAGUUCCUCAUGGAACAAUAGAUCCUUUAUUUGUAAAGAGUGUGCCAUGUAUUUAUCUACUGCUUUUAGCUGUCAGUCUUCCAGAUACUUGUUUAAAUUUGUAUGCAGUGUUUAUGUAAUUGUUGUUAUAAUGUAUGGAGCCCCUGAAGGGACAUGGCAUGGGAGGAAAUAUAGUUAAAAAGUUUUGCAUUCACCUAAGAAAUGUUGUGUCCUCGUAAUUAACUCACAAGUUUCUCGGGGGGAUGCAAACCGUUUGUGAGAGAACGUAAAAGCAUUGACAUAUAGGCAAAUAUUUCUUCCUAUCACAUAUUUUUUCUUCAUGUAACUUUAGGGGCUCCAAAAUAAUGUAGGCUAUGAUAUUGUCUCAUCCUGUGAACUUGUUCAGUUUUUUUUUUACUGUUA